AUGGCGCCCGAAAGCGGGCCUCUAGAGCCCAGCCAAUGCUCAUCGGAAAGUAUCAAUGCCUCCAACGCUCUUUCGCCGACCCCCACAGACGAUGCUCCAGGGUACAACAAUACCCCGGCACCAGAGGCCCGUUCAGUACUAACACGUCUGUACAUUUCCCACGCCCUCUCAGCAUGGAACUCCCGGAUGUUCGAAUUCGGCGCCGUGCUGUUCCUAGCUUCAAUCUUCCCCGGCACACUGCUGUAUGCUUCGAUAUACGCUCUAGUGCGGGCGUUUUCAACAGUCGUACUCUCAUCCUGGUUAGGUGCACAGGUUGAUCGAUCUGAUCGGCUCGUGGCUUUGAGGCACUCCAUUGUGUGGCAAAGAGUCCCAGUCGCGGUGUCUUGCUUGUGCUUUGUGGCUACUCUAUCUAUUGAGUCAUGGCCUGUUACUGUUCUUCUGUUUGUUAUACAAGGCUUGCUGGCUUGUAUAGAGAAGUUGGCUGCCACGGCUAAUGUAGUGGCGGUGGAACGAGACUGGGCAAUCGUGAUAUCGGACAGCAUCAAUGUUCCUCGACAAGAUUUGAACGCCUCCAUGCGACGAAUUGAUCUCUUCUGCAAACUCAUCGCCCCAGUAUUCAUCUCCUUGGUCGACAGCCUAUCAACCCAAUACGCCAUCUGGACAGUAUUCGGCCUCAACACCGCAUCCGUGGUAGUCGAAUACAUGGCCAUUGCUCAAGUCUACCAAUCAGUCCCAGCCUUGACCAAAGCACCCCAAACCCUUCCACCAGCAGAACACGACACCAAUGAAGAAAAUGAUUCUCACCAAAAUACAUCCACUGGAUCAAUCCACUUCUUGCAAGAAUCACUGUCCCCCUGGAAAGAAUACAUAUCCAGUUCGGUCUUCCUCGCAUCGUUCGCCCUAAGCCUGCUAUACCUAACAGUCCUGUCCUUCGGCGCAACAAUGACCACAUACCUCCUCCACACAGGCUUUUCCUCGUUGCAGGUCAGCUACAUGCGUAUCGGCUCCGUAGCAGCCGAACUCUCCGGUACAUGGACCGCGCCCAUAAUCAUGAACCGGAUCGGACCGAUUCGAUCCGGUCUCUGGUUCCUGAACUGGCAAUUCGUAUGUGUGGCAGGCGCAGCAGCCGCUUUCGUCACUUGGGACUCGAGCUCGCGAUUGGUGGCGGGUACGUUGAUUGCGGGCGUUGCUAUGAGUCGUAUUGGACUUUGGGGAUUCGACUUGUCCGUUCAAUUUCUUGUGCAGGAGAAUAUCCAGGAAGGUGCUCGCGCCCGCUUUUCCGCAACCGAAAUGGCCUUGCAGAAUGCUUUUGAGAUGCUUUCGUUUGCGUCGACUAUUGCUUUCCCGUUGCCGGGGCAGUUUCGAUAUCCGGUUCUGAUUAGUUCCGGUGCUGUGACUGUGGCUGCUGUUUGCUUUGCUGCGUAUGUGCGCAAGGAGCGAGGACAUCUUCUCCAUCGAUCGCGGUGUUUGGGUGGAGAUAAGGUAUUGUACAGAGCGAUUGGGUCGGAAUCUGUCUAG
Penicillium paradoxum is the source of this 1518-nucleotide messenger RNA. RefSeq names its product putative iron-regulated transporter. The coding region runs from base 1 to 1518 and encodes 505 amino acids. Lineage: Eukaryota; Fungi; Ascomycota; Eurotiomycetes; Eurotiales; Aspergillaceae. Gene Ontology annotation, molecular function: iron ion transmembrane transporter activity. Gene Ontology annotation, cellular component: membrane. Gene Ontology annotation, biological process: iron ion transmembrane transport. The record is from RefSeq and is a predicted model, not a curated record. The transcript has 5 exons.